AUGAUUGAUGGUAAAUCAACUGAAUCGUGUUCAAGUAGUUCAAUAGAGAUGCAUUCAUCUAGUACUCAGGAAUUAAACUUGAAGUUAGAUUAUCCGACUGAUAGAGGACAUUUUAAAGGACUUACAACAGACAGCAAACUUAAACGAAGCAUUUUGACUUAUGGUCCAUGUAGAACAUUAAUACAGUUUCCAUACAGAAUUAUACAUGGCAAAAAUAGAAAAUUUUCAGUUGACUAUUACAAUAUGAAAACUAAAACUGGUGUUCUAAUUCCCCGUAUUUGGCUCUGUUACUCUGUUGAAUUAGAUAAAGUAUACUGUGAAACAUGCUGGCUUUUUGAUGAUUACAAUCAUCGAAAUUUUAAGUCAGAAUGGAUUGAGGGCAUUGACGAUUGGCAACAUUUGUCCCAAAAAAUAAUUUUUCAUGAAAUAUCAGGUACUCAUUUAGAUGCAAUGCAACUUAGACUUGCAUGGACAAAUAACUAUACUAUUGAUAAAGAGUUAGAAGUUCAAAUUUCUAAUGAAGCUAAAUAUUGGAGAGAUGUUUUGGAAAGAAUAAUAAAAAUAAUUUUAAGUCUUACUGCUGGUAAUUUGGCACUCCGUGGUAAUGAAACCAAACAAUUUUGCGAGGGAAAUUUUCUUAGAACAGUAAAACUAUUUGCAGAAUUUGACCCACUUUUAAGAACACUUCUUGAUAAAAAAGAUGGCCAUAUUAAAUAUCUUAGUCCAGCUAUUCAGAAUCAGUUAAUUGAAAUUUUAUGA
Messenger RNA from Myzus persicae (green peach aphid), 759 nucleotides. RefSeq lists its product as uncharacterized. The coding region runs from base 1 to 759 and encodes 252 amino acids. The transcript is spliced from 2 exons. The record is from RefSeq and is a predicted model, not a curated record. Lineage: Eukaryota; Metazoa; Arthropoda; Insecta; Hemiptera; Aphididae.